Pleurotus ostreatus (oyster mushroom) is the source of this 1611-nucleotide messenger RNA. RefSeq lists its product as uncharacterized. The transcript has 8 exons. Lineage: Eukaryota; Fungi; Basidiomycota; Agaricomycetes; Agaricales; Pleurotaceae. The record is from RefSeq and is a predicted model, not a curated record. Bases 1 to 1611 code for a protein of 536 amino acids.
AUGGUGAAGCUUUCGCCUCUGUUAUACUCAGCGCCAUUCUUCUUUCAACUCGCACUUGCCGAUCCAUUACAAGAUCUUUGCGAAACGCUUCGCAGUCUGGGACUAAAGAAGCUAUCAUCUUAUAUAUCCGAUGUCGCAGCAGCAAAUACUCCUACUGGCCAGCACUUCAUCGGUAUUCUUUCGAUGGGCAACGCAGGUCCGAUGACACUCUUUGCACCAACCGAUCAGGCUUUUGAUAACUUCGCGGUCAAGCUGAACCCCCCAGAACGUCUCGCCAGCAUCCUUUCAUAUCAUUUAGUACAUGGGCAUUUCCCUCUCGGGAUCGAUGACGGCGUACACGACGAAUCAUUUGCCAUAAACCAGCCGAGCGUGGGCCAACCCGGCAUAAACCAACCCGGCAUCAACCAACCUGGCGUCGUAGACGGUCAACAAUGGUCUGGUACAGGUCAACAAUGGCAAGGGGGUGAACAACAGUGGAAUCAAGGCGGCCAGCAAGGUCAACCUGGCACCAACAUGGGCAACCCAAAUGUCUAUGCGAGCGACCAGGGUCAAUCUCCUACAGAUGGGCAGACACCAGUCCGCCGCGAGGAAUCUGAAUCGCCUAUUCCAGACCUACAAUCCGCAAUUGUUGGUAAUCCUCCUAUCCCCUACAACACCCCUAAUCAUGUCACCAUUGGUCGUUCCACUCUUAUCGACUCGAAAUAUGUGAUGCUGGAGGGAAAGGAUCGAGGACAAGUGGUAGCGUGGUCUAACGUUACUGGAACAGAUGGGAAGACAAGGAUGUUGAACCAAGACUCGGACUGCCCUGUUUUGAAGUCGACGAAGUGGAAAGAAAUCAUCAUCAAUGUCGUCCCUGUGGUCCUUUAUAUCCCCGGUUCUCUGCCCCAGCUGCUUAUGAAACAUAAACUUGUCGCCUUCAAAGCUAUGCUCAAGGAAACAACAGCGCCCGGGAUGCCCAUGAAUCUCCUCGAUGCUCUUGAUGCUAGCAAUGGAUACGGAAGCCAUGGCUUCACUAUCUUCGCGGCUUCCGAUGAGGCCGUGAUGCAUGCUAAAGAAAUGAUCCCCGCUAUGACCCUCAAUGACCCUCACGCAAUGGCAACUGUUAUGCAGAAUCAUAUCAUUAACGGCACAACCAUUUACUCCCCUACUCUUUGUUCAUCCACUUAUCCUUUUUACGCCAUCGCCUCUUCAGGCGGUCCUCUUACGUUCAUGGUUAACAAUACUGGCACAUUCGUUACGAUCAACCACAACGAUGGAGGACCCAUUCAUAGCGCUAGGAUCCUGUCAACGGAACUUCUCGCGCAUAAUGGUGUGGUGCAUGUUGUAGAUUCGAUACUCAUGAGUCCAUACCGGGACGAUAAUGCGGCUUAUGCGGCGUACAAUCAGGCUGCUGCGAUGGCUAGUCAACCAUUCAUACCGGAACAGGGACCAGUGGGCCUACCUACAUCCCUGCCUAUAGGGACCGGUAACGGAAUCGGUGGGGGCGUUGUGAUUAACGCCGCCCAGAGGCAUUUUGACAAUCUGUUCAAUUUUGGCGGAUGGGAUCUGUCCAACUACGGUGUGGUUUUGAGUAUAUUGACGGGGAUAUGGUUCACCACCGUACCCUUUUAA